Aspergillus ibericus CBS 121593 is the source of this 360-nucleotide messenger RNA. RefSeq lists its product as uncharacterized. NCBI's taxonomy places the organism in Eukaryota, Fungi, Ascomycota, Eurotiomycetes, Eurotiales, Aspergillaceae. The transcript has a single exon. The record is from RefSeq and is a predicted model, not a curated record. The coding region runs from base 73 to 327 and encodes 84 amino acids.
CCUUUGCUCAUCCUAGUAUGCCAAUCAUAGCAUUUGGCAUUAUUCUUAUUGUUUUUUUUUAUCGGAUCCCCGAUGUUGGCUUUGUCCUCGAGUCCCUUGAACUCGGCUGUGUCUGGCGCUGCGACAACUCUUGGUGACGGUACGAAUACGACUGUUGAGCAGUGGUCCAUCUAUCUACUAUCUGGACUACACUUUCUGCUAGCCCCGGAUCCCCGUGCAACUAAGAUCGAUCUAAAUAGGGGCAUUCGGUUUCAGAAUAGGCCGCCACCACCACAUGCUUGCUCCGUGCGGAGUGCGGAACAAUACGAAGCCCGCCAGGCAGCCUAAACAGGUAGACCUUGCGACUAGCGUGCCAUUUCC